Messenger RNA from Nyctereutes procyonoides (raccoon dog), 2554 nucleotides. Its product is annotated as heterogeneous nuclear ribonucleoprotein A1-like. Bases 1282 to 1701 code for a protein of 139 amino acids. Lineage: Eukaryota; Metazoa; Chordata; Mammalia; Carnivora; Canidae. The transcript has a single exon. Gene Ontology annotation, molecular function: RNA binding. The record is from RefSeq and is a predicted model, not a curated record.
UCAUAAGAUGAUAUGUUAGCCCUGUGAGGUUGGAGUGGAGAGAAAGGACUGCUGCAAAAUGCAAAAUGUAUCCAUCUUGAUCUCUACAAGAAAAUUCAUUACCCUUCAUCCUGCCCCAUUGAGGCAAGACCAAAAGAGACUGCUGGAAAAAUAGAUGAUUGGGAUAGGAUAAUGGUAUUCCACAGCUUACAGUCAUUCAUAAGGCAAAGUGAAUAAUGUCUAUCAUCUAUCUAUCUAUCAUCUAUUAAUUUAACUUACAUAGAGUCUCACUAUAAGCUAAUCAUUGUUCUAAGUGUUUUGAAAUAUUAACUCAUUGAUGAGGAAGGAGCAUUCAUAACAUAGUGAACUCUGUUUUGUAUUUAUGGCUUAAAAAGAAAGACUAAUGAUAACAUCAUAAAACAAAACCUAGCUAUAGUCACAACAUUUUGAAUCAUGAAAGGAAGGUCAGACCUGGUAGAGAUUCCUUUCAACUAAUCUUGACUGGGAGAUAAGGUUUCUGCGGAAGUCAAUGGAAGUCAACAGACUGUCCUUCACUUUUUGAAGAAUACACCAUGGGCUCCAAUUCCAUAGAUGCCCUACAUAGAUUCCAACUACAGUUGGAAUCAGUGAUGAUUUCAUUGUUACCAUGUUUUUUUCUCUUCAGUCUCUAAUGUGUUUUUAUUUUCCUCCCUAAUGAUUUCCCUUGGUUUUACUUUCCAAACCACUGAAAGGGAUAGAUUCCCUUAAGCAUUUUGAAGUAGAGUGGAAAUUAUUUCACUGCAAUGGCUAGCAAUUAUCUCAGAGACCGGAGGCUGUCAGGGUUACUAGGCAAGACCUGCAGUUAUCUGAAGCACAUCAAUUCUGAAAAAUACCAGGUUUAGAAGUAAAUAGUCUCUUUAACAGAUGAUUAUAAUAGUCAUCACCUGCAAUAUUUUUCUGCAUUCAGAUGAGAUUUUUAGAAGUAGUAGUAUAAAUCUAAGUAAUAACUAAAAUAUUACUAAAUAAUUAAAAUCUUUAAAAUAUUUAAAAAUGAAGAAUGAGUCCAAAAGUAGAAUUAUCCUAUGUACUCCAAGGCUGAAAAUGAAUUUUUAGAAUAAUGCUGUCCAGUAGAACUUUCUGUGAUGAUGGAAAUGCUGUUAUCUCUACUGUCUAAUAUCAUAGCCACUGGCCACCUAUGGCUGUUGAGCAAUUGGUAAAUUGGCUAAUUGAAUUGAGGAACUGAAUUUUAAAAUUAUAUUUAGGCCUUCUGCCCCUGGACGCUGCUGAGUAAGCAUCGUUAAAGUCUCCCCUCCCACUGCCAUCAUGCCUAAGUCAGAGUCUCCCAAAGAGCCUGAGCAGCUGUGGAAGCUCUUCAUCGGAGGUUUGAGCUUUGAAACAACCUAUGAGAGUCUGAGGAGCCAUUUUGAACAAUGGGGAAUGCUUUUGGACUGUGUAGUAAUGAGAGACCCCAACACCAAGCGCUCCAGAGGCUUUGGGUUCGUCAGGUACGCCACCGUGGAGGAGGUGGACGCGGCCAUGAAUGCAAGGCCACACAAGGUGUAUGGAAGAGUUGUGCAACCAAAGAGGGCUCUCUCACGAGAAGAUUCUCAAAGACCUGGUGCCCACUUAAUGGUGAAAAAGAUUUUUGUCGGUGGCAUUAAAGAAGACACUGAAGAACAUCAUCUAAGAGACUAUUUUGAACAGUAUGGGAAAAUUGAAGUGAUUGAGAUCAUGACUGACUGAGGCAGUGGCAAAAAAAGAGGUUUUGCUUUUGUGACAUUUGAUGACCAUGACUCUGUAGACGAGAUUGUCAUUCAAAAAUACCAUACUGUGAAUGGCCACAACUGUGAAGUAAGGAAAGCCCUAUCGAAGCAAGAGAUGGCUAGUGCUUCGUCCAGCCAAAGAGGCUGAAGUGGUUCUGGAAACUUUGGUGGUGGUCGUGAAGGUGGUUUUGAUGGGAAGGACAACUUUGGUCAUGGAGGGAACUUCAGUGGUCAAGGUCGCUUCGGUGGCAGUCAAGGUAGUGGUGGAUACGGUGGCAGUGGGGAUGGCUAUAACGGAUUUGGUAAUGAUAGAAGCAACUUUGGAAGUGAUGGAAGCUAUAACGAUUUUGGCAAUUACAACAAUCAAUCCUCAAAUUUUGGACCCAUGAAAAGAAGAAAUUUGGGAGGCAGAAGCUCUGGCCCCUAUGGUAGUGGAGGCCAAUACUUUGCCAAACCACGAAACCAAGGUGGCUAUGGUGGUUCCAGCAGCAGCAGCAGCUAUGGCAGUGACAGAAGGUUUUAAUUACUGCCAGGAAACAAAGCUUAGCAGGAGAGGAGAGCCAGAGAAGUGGCAGGGAAGCUGCAGGUUACAACAGAUUUGUGAACUCAGCCAAGCACAGUGAUACAAAGAAGACAUGUUUUAGACAAUACUCAUGUGUAUGGGUAAAAAACUCGAGGACUGUAUUUGUGACUAAUUGUAUAACAGGUUAUUUUAGUUUCUGUUCUGUGGAAAGUGUAAAGCAUUCCAACAAAGUGUUUUAAUGUAGAUUUUUUUUUUUGCACCCAUGUUGUUGAUUGUUAAAUGUAAUAGUCUGAUCAUGAUGCUGAAUAAA